GUGCCACUUUUCGGGGGGAGGGGGGUGGAGUAAUUGGUCUCGGUGGGACCGAGGUCCUAAUUAUGCGAGGAUGGACGGUCACCGAACACCCCCCCCCCUCCUCCUCCUCCUUCCCCCCCCCCCUCCUCCUCCUCCUUCCCCCCCCCCCCCGGUCCGGUGAUUCCGGCAGCCGCCGACCCGUGAGGCGGAGGCCUCGCCUGGUCCCUGGUUUCCUCUGGCGCCUGGUGAUCGAGCUCCUGUUCCCCUCCCUCACUGGAUCUACAAGUGUCAGUGCUCCGGGGAGAAGUCAGGCGGCGCCUGAUCGGCCGCGGGUUUCCAGCACCUUGUGUUUAGACCCCAGUGGCCGAGUCAGUGGGGCAAAGGCUUCCAGUGGGGGACAGCAGGAGGCCACACAGCCCGUCGAGUCCGUUCUGCAAACCAGCAUCUCAUUCUGCACACUGGCACCGCAACUUCUCUUUCUCGGCCUUAAUCAUCAAACAGUUGGUCUCAUUUUGAAUUAUGAAAGGGCACUGGCACUAAAUUCAAAGACCAUCUGGCCUCCAUCAGAUUUUCUACCAAUCUUUGAAUCAGAAGUGUGGGCUCUUGCUUCCGGGGUGGAAUUAAUGGACUUUCAUCUCUGGCUAAGUUAAGAAUGCCAUCUGCUACAGCCCUUAAAUUUGGGGCCAUUUUCCUUAUCGUCACUCUAAUUGGUGUGAUAACUUUCCACAAUCAUUCCCAGUUGGAUUCUCCUAGAUUCACUAAUGUGGACAAAAUUAAACGAGACCUAUUGUGGCAACCUCCAAAUUAUAAAAAUGGCACAAAAUCCUCAGAAACGCCAAAGAAGUCACUAUUCAGGUAAGGGUGAUCACAAUGCUUCAUGGUGUGAUAUUGAUCCUAAUAGUAGAUUGGGAUUGUGCUUUUAAUGAAUUGAUGGACAUGAAGAAUGUCAGGCCCAUGGCUGCUGCUGGAUUCCAAUGGCCAGUACUGUCAAUGUGACAGCGCCUUUUUGUUUCUUGCCUUCAAAUUAUCCUUCUUACAACAUGGAUAACCUUGCUCCAACCAAGACAGGCUAUACAGGUACACUAAGCCGCACUGAGAGGACAUUGUUCCCAAAUGACAUAAGGACACUUCAGUUGAAUGUAAUAUAUGAGACAUCAGGCAGACUUCAUUUUACUCUUAAGGAUCUAGAGAACAAGCGGUAUGAAGUUCCUAUUGAUGUUCCUGUUGUUACUGAGAAAGCUUCAACUCAACUCUAUACCGUUAAGUUUUCCUCCAGACCUUUCGGCAUUAUUGUACAGAGGAAAUCAAAUGGUCAUGUACUGCUGAAUACAACAGUGGGGCCAUUGUUUUUUGCUGACCAAUUUCUGCAGAUCUCUACCUCCCUGGCCUCGCAACACAUUUCAGGGCUGGGCGAGCACAUGACAAAUCUAAUCCUGAAUGUCAAUUGGACUCAAUUAACUCUCUGGAAUCGGGAUCAAGGACCUCAUCCAAAUUCCAAUUUAUAUGGCUCUCACCCUUUUUAUUUGGUGAUGGAAGAGGAUGGGUCAGCUCAUGGUGUUUUCCUGUUAAACAGCAAUGCCAAAGAUGUUUUACUUCAGCCAUCCCCUGCUCUAACCUGGAGGGCCAUUGGAGGAAUCUUUGAUUUUUACGUGUUCUUGGGUCCAAAUCCAAAAACUGUGAUCAGGCAAUACAUGGAUAUUAUUGGUUACCCAAUAAUGCCCCCAUACUGGAGCCUGGGAUUCCAUCUGUGUCGAUUUGGUUACAAGAGCACAAAUGUCACCCGACAGGUUGUGGAGAAUAUGGCCAAAGCCAACAUUCCUCAGGAUGUACAGUGGAAUGACAUAGAUUACAUGGACAGGAGGAAAGACUUCACUUACAACUUACAGUACUUCGAUGACUAUCCACAGAUGGUGGAUGAAUUUCACCAAAAGGGCUUAAAAUAUGUCAUGAUUGUGGAUCCAGGAAUUAGCAGUGCACAGGGAACAGGGAAAUACAAACCAUAUGAUGAUGGCGUAAAGAGAGGUGUCUUUAUAAAAAAUGAAACUGAUGAACCAUUAAUAGGCAAGGUUUGGCCUGGUCCAACUGCCUUCCCAGAUUUUACAAAUCCAGAGACUCGGGCCUGGUGGUAUGAGAACAUUAAGGAGUUUCAUGAUCAGGUGGCAUUUGAUGGAAUAUGGAUUGAUAUGAAUGAACCAUCCAACUUUGUUAAUGGAGCAAUGAAUGGCUGUCCAGACAACAAUUUAGAAAACCCUCCCUAUGUACCAGAUGUAACUGGAGGAUAUCUGAGGUCUCGCACAGUGUGUAUGACUGGAAAACUGUACCUGUCAUCACAUUAUAACCUGCACAACUUGUAUGGAUUGACUGAGGCCAUUGCUACUCAUGAUGCAUUGAUCAAGGUGAUUGGAAAACGUCCUUUUGUGAUUUCACGGUCCACAUUCCCCAGUCAUGGUCAUUAUGCUGGACACUGGACUGGGGACAUCUCAAGCAACUGGAAUGACAUGUAUUAUACCAUCCCAGCUGUAAUACUGUUUAAUAUGUAUGGAAUUCCUCUUGUGGGAGCGGAUAUCUGUGGUUUUGGUGGAGCCACCACUGAAGAACUCUGUGUGCGCUGGACACAGCUUGGAUCAUUUUACCCAUUUAUGCGGAAUCACAAUGCCUGGAAACAACCAUCUCAAGAACCUUAUGUCUUCAGUGAGUCAGCACAAUCAGCAAUGCGGAAAGCUCUCUUCACCAGAUACAUGCUGCUGCCUUUUCUUUACACACUUUUCCACAAAGCACACUCUGCUGGAGAGAUGGUUGUUCGGCCACUGUCAUUUGAAUUCUCUCAAGAUCGAAGUACCUGGAGCAUUGAUCGUCAGUUCAUGUUGGGGGAGGCCCUUCUUGUCACUCCAGUAUUAGAGCCUAAAACAGUGGCGGUGUCUGCCUAUUUUCCCUCAACUACAUGGUAUGAUCUGUACAAUGGCUCUGCUGUUCAUAGCAAAGGCCAGUACAUUGUACUACAGGCACCCUUGGAUACUAUAAAUGUCCAUGUGCGAGGAGGCUGCAUUUUGCCAAUACAAGAGCCCAAUACCACAACUGCUGCCUCUCGUGGGAACCCAUUUGAUCUGAUUGUGGCACUGUCUGAUCAAGGAGUUGCAAGAGGAGAACUCUUCUGGGAUGAUGGUGACAGUCUACUGACUUAUGAAAAUGGGGACUAUACUGAAAUUAUCUUCCUAGCAAAAAAUAAUAUACUGCUCAGUGAGAUAGUUCAUUUGAACAGCCAAGUCGAUGGCCUGCAUUUACACAGAGUUACUAUUUUUGGAGUUCCAUCUCCCCCACAGAAUGUUUCUGUUAAUGGACUCUCUAUCUCAGACUUCUCCUACAGGUUGGACACAAAGGUACUGACUUUGCAGAAUCUCUUUGUUCUCAUGGAAGAGGAGUUCACAAUUACUUGGUUCUAAACAAAGUGAAGUCUGCUUAUAUAAAGAAGGCGACUACAACAAACUGAGUGUUAACCAAUGGUAAAGUCUAGAAAGGGCUAAAAGGAAUGAUCAUUAGAAAAAAACUGCAGAUGCUGAAAAUCUGAAACAAAAACCGAGAAUGCAACAAACAUGCAGCAGGUCGGGCAGGGUCUCUGGAAAGAGAAUCUGAGUUAAUGUCUCAGGUGGAAGAGUCAGAGGAAGGGCCUUCGAGUGAAGUGUUAACUUUGUUUCUCUUUCCACAGAUGCUGCCUGACCUGCUGAGCACUUACUGCAUUUUCUGUUUUUAUUAAAAGAAAUGAUAUUUUCCAGUGACACGCAGUCAGUAUAGAGAGGGUAGCCUGUGGCCACCAACUGAAAAUUAAUGUUUUAAGUUGUGCAUGAUUGAUUUUAAUGGUUCUUAUUUUUACAAUGCACAUUUUACAUAAUGAAAGAAUUUUUGAUUGAAACUGCCAAAGUUAUUUAACUGCAAACUUAUACUAAAACAAAAUAAAAGCAACAUGAAUGUAUGUUAUUUUUAAAAUUGAUUUGAACUCAGUUCUGCUACACAUGGGUGUUCCUUUGGCGAGGCAUCAGUACCAGGUGGUAGAAGCACAAGCUGCCAUCAGCUUUCCUCUUUCAUUUGCAAUCAGAUCAGUUUGAAAUGACAUCUCUUCACACACGUGGCUUUAGGGCAGUGUUGUGGGGCGUAACUUUAUGCCUUUGUCAUAGGGAGCAGAGAAAUCAGUAUAGUCCAGAAACCAUUGAUGUUAGAAUAAAGUACCAGCCUCCACCUUUUUUCCAAUGUCUUCUAUAAUAUCAGCCUAUCCUAGUCAUAAGCAAGGAGCGCCUCCCUUUUACUAAAUCCAACAAUCAGAAUUAUAACACAUAGCUAUUGAAACGAAAAUCACUCUCCACAAAACUGUCAGCUGCACUGUAGACCCAGACUGAAAUGACCAUUGUUUACACAGGCACUUAGCAUCAGGGGGUAUUAGAAGCACAAGGCAACAAUUGAACAUGGUAGAAAUACAGUGGGAACCUUGACCUUCAGAUAAUCGGUUCAUUAUUGGGAUAGAUAGCAAAUGUGAUGCGCCAAAUUGUAUAUGGGACUCCUACACCAUGGUUGAACUGGGUAACAGAGAGAACCUGAAAAGAGUGUUGGUAAAUACUAAUAUGAGCAUCCAGAAAACUUUCAACACCAUUUAAAUUAAAGCAAGUAUCUUAAAUGUUUCAAAUAGCAUGGACUGGGGGAAAUGCUUAUCCUGUCAUUUUGCCCAUUGCAUAUCACUGAUAUAUUUACUAUUGGAUUCUAAUUAUUAAUUCAACAAUUAUCAGACUAUGCCCUUUAAACCAAUGAUUGAGAAUGAUACAUAUCCUUUGUGCUUGAACUGAGCAAUAAUCUUACCCAUUCAAGUAAUUUUCUUACUUAGGAAUUAUGAUUUUCUUUGAUCUUCUUUCAUGUCUUCACACCAACACCCUCAACCCUGGAAUUUUCUCCCCAGGAGUCUCACCUCAACAUUAGAAUCAUACAGCACAGAAACGAGCCCUUCCAACCCAUCUUGUCCAUGCCAACUGUGAUGCCUAUCUGUGCUAAUCCCAUUUGCCUGCAUUAGGCCUGCACCCUCCUACCCCUCUCCUAUCAAAGUUCCUAUCCAAAUGCCUUUUAAACAUGGUAAUUGUAUCUACCUGUACUACCUCCACUGGCAGCUCAAUCAAGAUAACCACCACCCUCUGUAUGGGGAAAAAUCUACCCCUUAGAUCUCUUUUCAGUUUCUUCCCUCUCAUCUUAAACCUAUUCCAUCAAGUUCUAGACUUCCCUGCCCUGGGAAGAAGAUUCUGUCUAUCCUAUUUAUACCCCUCAUAAUUUUAUAAACCUCCAUAAACUCGUGCCUCAGCUGCCUACAUUCCAGUGAGAAUAAACCCAGCCUAUCCAAUGUCUCCUUAUAACUACAGCACUCCAUUCCAGGCAACAUCCUGGUGAAACUCUUCUGCACUCUUUAUUGCCACUACAUCCUUUAGUGUGGCUACCAAAACUGUGCACAAGUGCAGUCUAACCAAUGUUUUGUACAGCUGCAACAUGAUGUCCUAAUACUUAUAUUCAGUACGUGGGCCUAUGAAAGCAACCAUGCCAAAUGCCUUCUUCACCACCCUAUCCACCUGUGUUGCCACUUUCAGCGAACUAUGAACUUGCACCCUCUCUCUGUUCAUCAACGCUCCUAAGGUCACUGCCAUUUACUGUAUAUGUCCUACCAGAAUUUGCCUUCCCAGAGUGCAUUACCUCACACUAUUCUGGAUGAAAUUCCAUCUGCCAUCACCUGCGCCCCCACUACCAUAACCUUAUUGCUGUCGCAUGCUUCUGUGAUCUGCCCACAUAUCUGUCCUUAUUCCCACUGAUGAUUUGGGAGGCCAAGAGUAUAACCCCAUCAAAAUGAUCGCCCCUUUCCUAUUCUUAAGUUCUAUCCCUAAAACCUUUGACUGAUCCCUCCAGAUAUUUCCCCUGAGUACUGCAGUAAUGUUCUCCCUGAUCAGCAGUGGACCCCUGCACUCACCCCCGUCAAGCCCGGAUACCUGUACUCCAGAACAUUGAGCUGCCUGUCCUGCCCUUCGCUAAGCCACAUUUCUGUGAUUGCAACAAUAUUAUAAUCCAAUGUGCUGAUCCAUGCUCUCAACUCAUCAAUCUUGCAUCUUAGUUUUUGCAUUAAAAUGUAUGUGGUUAAACCUACAGGCUCUCUCAUGCUUCCCCACAUCUCUCUGCUCUUCUCGCUGGACUUGCCUGCUGUACUUUCUACAUAUGUGUCAGCCUCGCCAUCUGUCACACAGUUAUUCUGGGUUCUGCCCCCUGCCUCCCUAGUUUAAACCCUCCCAAGUAUCACUAGCAAACCUCCAUGCGAGGAUAUUAGUUCAGGUGCAACCCAUCCUUCUUGUGCCGAUCACCUCUGCCCCAGAGACCCCAUUGAUUCAAAAACCUGAAGCCCUCCUCCACCUCCCCCGCACCAGCUCUUUAGCCACACGUUCAUCAUUAUUAUCUUUCUUUAAGAUGCUUCUUAAAACCAACCUUUUUGACUGCCCCAAUAUCUACUUGCAUUACUCACUGAUUUUAAGUUUGCUUAACACUUUUGCAGUAUCUUGUGAUGUUUUACCACAUUAAAGAUACUAUACAAAAACAAAUUGCCUUCCCUGCUGUAUGUACUACAGCAGAGCAGUUUUGUUACCCCUUACCUGGUACAGUAAGCUCUCAUUUAUCCAGUAUUCAUGUAUUCAGAAUUCUCCUUUAAUUUUAUAAAAAUAAGCUCAAACAAUGAAUUUUAUUUUGAAUGUUGUGCAAAAUAAAUGUGAAAAGACAACUUUAGUUUAGUUGCAUUUAUACACGAGGGCAGUGCAGUUGUAGGCUGAUUAGCAGCAACAUCCUCUUUGAAGAUUUGGCACCAUGCGAUGGCAAGUAAUCAGAACAAUUUUACAUUAAUACUGGAUAGCCUUAAAAUAUAGAAUUGCAGUGUAAACCAGUGUCAUUUAAAAGGCUAAGGAGAUGACAUAUAGUUUGGCAAUUUAUUUGGAGGUUAUGCAUAAAAUAACAAUGUGUGAUGUACAGUAAUGUUCCUUUUGAGCAAUUCUUAUACAACCAGCAUACUCAUGCAACCAGCAAGUAACCCAAGGUCACAAAUUUCAACCAAUUAGCAAAAAAGUGAGGAUGAAGAUUUUUAAAUUGAGUGAUUUGCUAUGAUCUGGGAUACAUUGAUUGAAAGAGUUUUGGAAGCAGUUUCAAUUGUAACUGUGACAAGGAAAUUGGACCUCCGCUCACAAGCUUAAGACUGCAAGGGAUUAAGUGGGAAAGUGGGAUUUAUUUGAUAGCUUUUUCAAAGAACUGAUAUAAGCAGAAUUCUUUGAAUGGCCACAUUAAAUCUAUUAAAUCUGAGCCAAAUUUUGCUAACUCCACAUAUCUUGUCCAGAUCUGGAGGGUCUAGCUGGCUAAGCCUCCACAUCCCAGAGAUUAUUAGUGAAGCUUGAAAGGUGACAAGGUUUUUGGGAGCACAGUGAAGAAGGCCUACCUCCAGAAUGCCCCCUUUAGCCUUUGGACAACCGGCAAAGCUGGCGAUGGAUGUUUGCUGAUGCACAGGCUUUAAUUUUUAAUAGUUUUUAAGUGUCUCUUUAACAUUUCCUAUGAUUUUAAUUGUUUUAUAAUCUUUAAAUAAAAUGAUUAAAGCUAAAAUUAAGUUAACUAAUUAUGAAUACAGUCAGAGUGUAGUACAGCACAGAAGUGGGCCAAUAGCCCACCACAUCCAUGCCGAACUUUUCGCCAAUCUACACUAAUCCCAUUUGCCCACAUUAGGUCCAUAUCCUUUUUAUGCUGUGUCUAUUCAAGUGUAUGUCUAAAUGUCUCCUAAAUAUAGUAAUUGCAUCUGAGUCUACCAACUCCUCUGCCAGUGAGUUCCAGAUAUCAACCAUUCUCUAUGUAAAAUAAAAAUUGCCCCUCAAAUCCCCUCUGAACCUCCUUCUCCUCACCCUAAACCAAUGUAGUCUUGCUUUUGAUAACCCUAUCAUGGGAAAAAGAUUCUAUCUAUUCGAUUUGUGCCUAUUAUCAUUUUGUAUACCUCUCUCAUGUCACCUCUCAGCCUCCUUUGCUCCAGGGAAAACUAAGCCCAGCCUAUCCAAUCUCUCUCCAUAACUAAUGUCCUCCAAUCCAGGCAACAUCCUGGUGAACCUCCUCAGCACUGUCCAGCACUGCUACAUACUGUGGUGGCCAUAGCUGCACGUAAUACCCCAAGUGUCAUAUAACCAACAUUUUCUUAAGUUGCAACAUACUGUCCCAAAUUUUAUAUUCUCUGCCCUGAAUUCGAUGAAGACAAGCAUGCCAUGUACCUUCUUCACCACCCUAACUGCCUGUUGCCACUUUCAGGCAACAAUGGACUUGAACCCCAUGGUCUCUUUGUUCAUCAACAUACCUUAGUGCCCUACCAAUUACUGUAUACAUGCCGUCACCGGGUUAUGUUUAGUUCCAUUCCUGAGAACUGUCUGUAAGCCAAUUUCUCUGCAAGUCAGAAAUGUCUGUUAUCUAUAGUAACCCAUAUCGUAUCACUCUACUUGUAUACUUUCAUUUUAUUAGAUAUUCACCCUAACACUACCCAUAGUUAGACUAAUGGAAUAUAGGUAUACUGUAUCCAGCUGUUAGUGAAUACCACAUAUUAUUAUCAUUAUUAUCUGGAAGAAUACUUUAAAAAUGUAUGGGAAAAUCUGCGUAAAGUUGGAGUUCUGUAAGUCAGGUCAUCCAUAACCCAGGGAGUGCCUGUAUUUCCUACCCCUACCUGACUUCCAAAAUACCUCACCUUGCACUUGUCAGGAUUAAGUUUCAUCAGUCAAUGCUGCACCCAACUUUCAACCUAAUCAAUAACCUGCUGUAGCCUUGGAUAACCUUCCUCGCUAUCUACAAUACCACCAACUUUCAUGUCAUCCACAAACCCGCUAAUUAUACGUCCUUCAUUCACAUCCAAGUCGUCAAUGUCUGUAUACCGUGUUCAACAAGGGUCCCAGCACUGAUCCCUGCAGUACACCACUGAUCACAGACUUGCAAUCAGGAAAACAUCCUUCCACCACUACCCUCUGUCUCCUAUCACUGAGCCAAUUUUGGAUCCAAUUAGCCAGUCCACCUUGAUUCACAUGUGCCUUGACCUUCUGGACUAGCCUAUCAUGCAUGACCUUAUUAAGUGGCUUACCAAAGUCCAUAUAGACAACUUCUAUUGCCCUGCCUUCAUCAGUCUUCUCAGAAAACUCAGUUAAAUUAGUGAGACAGCAUCUCCUUUGCACAAGCCCAUGCCGACUGUCCCUGAUCAGCCACUGCAGUUCCAAGUGUAUAGAAAUCCUAUCCCUUAAAUUUUUCUCCAAUAACUUACUUACCACUGUCACAAGGCCUACUAGCCUUUAGUUACUUGGUAUAUCCCUGCUGUCCUUCUUAAAUAAAGGAAUAUAUUAGCUAUGCACCAGUUUUCUGAUGCAAAAGUCUCCAUCAGGACCCCAACUAUCUGCUCCCUCACUUCCCGCAGCAACCUGGGAUGAUUUCAUUGAGGACUGCUUUGAAUUGGUGGACUGGACCAUAUUCAGGGAUUCAUCUUCAGAUCUGAAUGAAUAUGCUAUGGCCAUCACCGACUUCAUCAAGACCUGCAUGGAUGAGUGUGUGCUUUCGAGAACAUACCAAGUUUUCCCAAGCCAGAAGCCCUGGCUGAACCAGGAGAUUCACAGUCUGCUGAGGGCUAGAUCUGUGGUGUUCAAGACCGGUGAUCCAGAACCCUACAAAAAGUCCAGGUGCAACCUAAGGAAGGCCAUCAUGAGAGCAAAUGGUGGCUCCUUCAUGCCCUCCUAAUUUUUAUUCUUAAGUUCUCUCCUAUGCACUCUCUAUUCCUCAAUACCUGCAUAUGCUUUCUCUUUUUUCCAAAUCAAACCUUCAAUAUCCUUUGUCAUGCAAGGUUCUCUAAUCUUGCCAUCUUUGCUUUUCACCCUUACUGGAUCAUGCUGGCCCUGAACUCCUAUUAAAUUCAUUUUAAAAAAACUCCCACUUGUCAGCUGUCAAUAACUACCUUGAAACUUGCAGAAUUAUGAUCAUUGUUCCCAAAAUGCUCCCCCACCCAGACUUCCACCACUUGCCCAGUUUUGUUUACUAAGAUAAGGUUGAGUACUGCCCUGUCUCUUGCAGGACUAUCGACACGUCUCAAAAAAAUUUCUUCAAUGCACUUAACAAGUUCUGCUCCGUUUAAGCUCCUUGUGCUAAGGCAAUCCACUCGAUAUCAGAUAAGUUCAAAUCCUCCACUUCUAUAACCAUAUUGCUUCAACAUUUUUCUGUUCCUCUAUUUCCUGCUGACUAUUGGGAGGCUUAUAGUGUAACCCCAGCAAAGUGAUUGACCCUCUCUUAUUCCCAAGUUCUAUCAAUGUGGCCUCAUUGGAUGAUCCCUCCAGGAUAUCCUCUCUAAGUACUGUUAUUAUGUAUUCCCUCAUUGGUAGUGUAACUCACCCUCUUGCAUUCCCUUUUGCCACACCUGAAACUUCUAUAUCCCAGAACUUUAAGUUGCCAAUCCUGCCCUUCCCUCAAUCAUGUUUCAAUGAUUGCAUAAUAUAAUUCCAAUGCUCUCUGAGGCACCUUACUGUUGAGCCCACCAGCCCUCCCAUGCUCUCUCACCUGCCUCUGUCUGCUCUGCCCACUGGACUUGCUUGAUUUAUCCGCUACAUUUUUCUCCCCGCCACCCCCCCAUCACUCCUAACAGGCUUCCUACCAAAAAAAAAGAAUUUCAAUAAGUAACUUCCUCUUUGCUUCGAUAUCCUUCGGUCUCCAAUCCCCAAUUAAACAAAUAGGAUCUUGGAACCUGUGCUAGGAUAAACCUGGCACAUGGUCUGAGAGUCGAUUUCCACGUGUAAUCCAUGAUUCAACCUGAAUCUGGCAGGAGGCGCUAGACUUUCAUAUUUGAUUGUACAUGUGCAGUUUCUGCUGCUAACAUUUGCCAGAAGAUCAACUUGGUAUUUACAGUAUAGGUCCUCCCCAACUUAAGAAUGCUGAACUUAUGAACAGCCCGUACAUAUGAAAGAGCAUUUGGGAGAUUGGUGGGAUGGAUUUGCCAGCUGCUGCGGGGCUGUAGGCAACUUCUGCUGUGUGGGAACUCAGUAGGCGGCUGCACUUCUGACUAGCGAACUGUUACCGGGAGUAGAACCCUGCGGAAAGCUGGGGACAACCUGUAAAGUCAACUGAUUAUUUUGACAUGGAUGCCACAGUUCAUUUGGGUUUUGAAUAAAGAAAAAAUUUGCAUCCCAUUAUGCAGUAGCAUUGAGUGUCCAGUUAAUUAAUGUUAAUAUUCCUCCAUGUGAAAGCAGAAUGCAGUUAUUUAUUAAUGCUGUACUAAACACUACACUGGCAUAUUUAGGAUUGUUAUGUUUAUGAAUACUUGGAAACUGCUCAUCAUUUAGGGGAGUUGGAUAGUUCAGCAUGUUUCAUUGUUUUGUUAAAGUCAUGAUAUGUGCAACUCAUUACCAUUAGCUGCUUUAAUGAAGGCCCUUGAGAAACAGGAAAAACAUCUCCCCUUAUAUUACUAGAAAGGAGACUGCAGUAUAGCAGUUCUAUUAAAUUUUCAUCAACUCGUAGGAUUGAAAAAGAUAGUGAUCUUAAUUUACCCUGCAGAGGUCCUCCUGAGUUCAUAUUCAUAGAAAGUGAUCCCAUUGUGAGUCCACACUAGAAGAGAAGGCAGUCAGGAGGGCAAAAAGUGACUAAUUAGACAAUAAAAGCUUUCCAUAAAUAAAGUGGUCUUUGGGAGAUUGUGUUGGUGAAAUCCGACUAUGGUAAUAUGAAAAAUAUGUAUUUUAAUAUUGUGUGAUUGCACGAACUGGUUUGACCAUAA
Molecule: messenger RNA, 11785 nt
Organism: Pristis pectinata (smalltooth sawfish)
Lineage: Eukaryota; Metazoa; Chordata; Chondrichthyes; Rhinopristiformes; Pristidae
Product: lysosomal alpha-glucosidase-like
Exons: 20
Coding region: 954-3419 (821 amino acids)
Biological process (GO): glycogen catabolic process; lysosome organization
Cellular component (GO): lysosomal membrane
Molecular function (GO): carbohydrate binding; alpha-1,4-glucosidase activity
Source: RefSeq, a predicted model, not a curated record